AUGGUCGGACUUAAAGACUACCGCCGUAUGACGCCCACACAACGCGAAGCAGACCGCGAGCGCCGCCGUCAAGGACGCGAGCGCCGUGCAGCAGAGAAAGAAGCCGCACUCGUCCUCCGCGAAGGACGGCGCGGAUUAGGGAUGAGCCACGUCCCGCACGUAGACGCCUUCAUGCGCCGCGACUGGCGCAAGGCGUACAUGAAAGAGGCCAAGGCGUUCCCGGAUUUAGACGACGAGACGCAGGGGACGGAGGACGGGGAGCAAGACGCGGAGAGAACGUGGGCGUGGAACGCUACGCACGUCGUGAGGUCGGAGGUGCCGCAACUGCAGAUGUCGUUGGCGGAUUUGAUUGAGGUUGCGCCAGUACGGCGCCGGCGAGGGGGCAAGAAGGGGCGCGGACAGCGCGCUGUGGAGGGUGAUGAUCAUGAUGCGUACUCCGUUCUGGGGUCGGAGGCGGGGACCGAGAUGUGGUCGGAGAUGGGCGAGGAGGAGCUCGCGAGCGUGCUUGCUGCGCUUGAUGAGGAGGCUGAAGAGGAAGAGUGGGAGCAGUUGGGCGCGGACGAGGUCUUGACGGUGAAUGCGGCAGAGGCGAAGACGGUCGGAGUAGCGCGAUGA
This is a messenger RNA of Peniophora sp. CBMAI 1063, 615 nucleotides long. NCBI's taxonomy places the organism in Eukaryota, Fungi, Basidiomycota, Agaricomycetes, Russulales, Peniophoraceae. The record is from the annotation of a GenBank genome assembly.